UCCAUCUAACUAUUGAUCCCACAAGCAGGAUUGCCUCAAGCAACUUAACGUUGAGUGCCGACAACCAGCUCACGUACACGCCCCACUACUACGGCAUCCAAAGCAUGGCCACGCUGCGAGUUUUGAAUGCCACCAUUGAGGCCCUGGAGUACCAGGCCUGUGCCAGUGAUGCGAAGCUCUUGAUGUUUGCAGCGGCGGCCCACAGCGAUGGAUAUCGCAGCAACUUGGUGCCUGCGCCAUCUAUUUUUAUGGGCGAUGCGUUCUACGAUAUCGAGGGACUGCGUUGCAUUAUCUCUACCUGGCCCAACUGUCACCACCUCCUGAAAAUCCUGAACUGCAACGAACGCUUCAGUCACUUGCCCGAUGCAGGCAUCGCCUACAUUCACCUACUCCACUGGAUUCUUGUGUGGCAGGCGUAUCCGAAACUACGGCGCGUAGACGGCGGACAAUUGCGUUGGCUGUGCAAGAAAAUGAAUCUAAAGCGCCCACUGCACAAUCCUGGCUACAUUCUGCAAGUAACUUACAAGGACGAGCCACGCUGCCUUUUUAAAUCGGCCAGUCCUCAUGCCUACUUUGGGUGUCCGGUACAUUUUCUUUAUCGACUACUAAUAAUGCGCGACACGCCCCGUCCGAUGCAUCUGUACGAGUUGCCAGAGAUGGCAACCGCUCAGUGCUCCGACACAAAGUGCAAUGGCUGGAUGCAUUCGCGCUUCGGUCGCGCCUCACGCUGUCUGGUCGUCUGUCAGCUAUUGGAUCAUUAUGAAAUACGAUUGCAGGAUGACGGGCAGCCGGAGUAUGUAGUCCACGAUCCGUCCUGCGUUCGCGUGUGCUAUUUACUGUUCUAUUCUGGUGUCAAAAAAUGUAUUGGAAUGCCACCCGAUUUUGCCAGCCGCUUAGACUGUAACAAUAGCAACACGGACAACACCGCCAACACGGACGUCACUGACAACAAGGCAAAGACAAUGAGUAUUGGCAAUGGCCGCAGGAUUUUUCGAAUAGCCCGUUGGCUGAAGAAACGCGCCCUAAAAUUAAUUCAAUGUCAAUCCUCAGCCUAA
Messenger RNA from Drosophila navojoa, 1055 nucleotides. Its product is annotated as protein mono-ADP-ribosyltransferase PARP16. The record is from RefSeq and is a predicted model, not a curated record. Lineage: Eukaryota; Metazoa; Arthropoda; Insecta; Diptera; Drosophilidae.